GGCAGUCUCAUGAAGACUGACCGCAGCACAGUCAGAGUUGAAUUUAUGGAAAGCAGCUGUUAAGAGUUUGACAGAUGAGCCGGGAGCUGAGGCACUGCUACUCUACAAUUGCACUUAUAAACCCAAUCUUUCCUGUCUGUUUUUAAGGAAAGAGGACUUCUUUUCCAUAAGACAUAACAGUGAGUAGACUAUAUUUUCUUUCAGACAAACUCUGACGUGUUGUCUCCUUCUCAUUUUCCUUUUAAGGUCGCGUUUGGGUGGUUUUAAAGUAAGCUCAACUUACAGUUCAGUUUUGUGAGACUUUAUCUUUCCCUGUGUAAGUCAAGUUGUGCUGUGAUGUUAUGUGCAACACUUCUGUAUCUUGUUCUUAAUUUUGAUAUACAUGAAAACUGUGUCUGCCCUGUGCUGCUCUUAAAAAUUUGGUUCAUCAUGUUGUGUCCUAUUUUUAGAUGUUACAGCUUAACAACACACUGGAGGCAUUGCCAGUCGUUCAUUGCAUGGAACUGGGAUCCUUUCAUUUGAGUUGCUUUUUCCCUCACAUGCUACGUUCUUUUGAGUAUUUCCCUGAAAGGGUCCUCUGGUUUAAUAAUAGUUUAAUAAUUGGGGCAUACCCAAGAGUUAAAGCCCCAAGAUGUUGGUACUUUGUCAGAAUAGUUUGUUGCUUUGUCUGUCUUUUCCAGCCUGGUUUGAUAUUCCUCAUUUGACAGCAUUUACCUCUGGCCUUGUAUCUGGUGAACUGAGUUCUUUCUGCAGUUUUUUAUUAAUUCAACAAACAAUCCAUUCAUAGUGGGUGAAACAACUACUCCCUUUGCAUUUCCAUGAAGCUUUGUGGUCUUUGCCUUAGCUCUAAAGCACAACCUGCACAAUAAAUGAAUCCCUCCAGAAGUCCCUCACAAUACACAAGGUGCGAUGCAAUACCUCACCUGACGACAGGUGAGGUAUUGCGUCACCUCCGCUUCUCGCUUUUGUGAUCUGCAUUCUGCUGCAUCGAGCUGUUAGCUGUCAUCAUCCCAAAUACAAAUACAAGUUGUAGCAUCAGCCCUCUAGGUCGGGGCUUGAUUGUGAAUCAGAAGGUAGCACUUUUAAUGCUGGUAUUUUAUUUGAAGAACUUGAUAAGAAAAUUUCAAUGUCCAUUAAUUUUAGAAAAAGAUGUAACAUAAAAUUGGCAAAUCAAAAUUUACAGCUAAUUAUUUUUCUGUUUUCCUUGUUUUCGAUGAAGACAACACACAAAAAAAUGACUGCUGAUUUGGUGUCAGCCACCAAGGGCAGCAGUUAGCAUAAAGGUAACUGUAAAGCUGUCUGGAUAAGUUAGCAUAUUUUAGAGGACCCUCCUCCAUAUUCUUCCACCAGAGCCCUGAAGGAGAGCAGAGGAAGAAAUCCCACUGUUCCACAGUGUCGGGAAGGAUUUUGGACUUGCAUACUUUGACACUUUUUACUUCCAGAAACAUACAUAGCUGUCAGAUUUCAAUUAUAUCUAAAAUGGUGGAAGCUGAAGUCUUUUCUAUGGCAGUAGUUGUAUAAAAAGCACCUCCUGUGUCAGUCACUGUACACAUUUUAUGCCAAAAAGAGAUGGUAGAUUGUUUGGUGGCAUACCAUAAACAACAUGUUCAAUAACAUUUCUUAUACCGGUUCAAUUUUAUUUUUUCAAUUUGGUAUUUUAAGAUAUUUUGACUUCAAAUUGGCAAUAAAUGGUAUGUAACUCAUCUUUUUCCAAAUUUGUUCACGCCAGUGUGGAAGACCCUUUUUUUGGCAUACAGAGGUCUGUGUAGAAGGGUACUCUGCUAGAAAGUAAUGUCCUCACAGCAUCUCUCUCACCAACUGCAACUGUGCAAUCUCUGAUCUCAAAAACUGAGAAAAUGCCAGAAGAAAUUGUGGGUUAUUUUGCUUCAAUAUAGGUGUACUGUCUGCUCAAUACUUGUCUAUAAUUUAUACCCUCACAGAAAUUUGGAAAAUUUUCCAGCAAAUUUUGCGCCCACACUGAACUGGUCAAUACAAAACUGCCAAAACUGAGGGUCUUUAGUUUUGUCAGUUUUAAAAAAAUGUAAAUUGUUGUGUCACCUUUCAAACAUAUAACAUUGAUCAAAAGCUAAACUCCUACUGUUCACUCCAGCUUUACUUACAGAACCAAACCAGAUAAGUCCCAUAGUUUUUUUUUUUUCUUUCAAGAAAGCUUAAAAAACAUUUUACCACUUCCUUCAUGCCCUGUCCAACUGUGCAGAUCAUUUCAUGCCUUUGUGUAAUUUUUGCACCUGUUUUUGUUUAUCCUUGUUUUUCUGUGUAGAGCCCAAUGGUGCAGGAGCAGUAUUCCUCGACCCAAUGCAGCAGCCUUCCAGCGCUGGGGCCGGACCAUGUCUAUAAAAUUGGCAUCUAUGGAUGGAGGAAACGCUGCCUCUAUCUAUUUGUCCUUUUGCUCAUUGUUAUCCUGGCAGUCAACUUUGCCCUCACCAUCUGGAUCCUCAGACUGAUGUGGUUUAAUACAGUACGGAUGUCACAUUAUGAAUUAUUCAAAUUCUUGCUUCGAUAGCUGUCACCACCCUUCAACUGUCUACCUUGUUUCUUUUAAUAAAUAACAAGAACUUUAUUUAUCUAUGAGGGGCAAUUCAAUCUACAAAAUCCAAGUCAUACUUAACAAAAUUUAGCUGGUGUGAUGUGCACACAGAUGUGUGGUGUUUAUCCCAUGAGCUCUUGCUCCCACCAUAUGCUGUCAGGCCUGUUAAUCAUGUCCUAGCUUGUUGGUUUCCCUAAAUCCACCUUAAUUCCAUAAGACCAAGGAUUCCCAGUCUCUAAUAUAUUGAAUUAAAGCACUUGAAUUUGUUUAAAGAUUGUUACUGGCCCUUUGUUUCCUAUGUCUCUGAUUUUUUGUGCACUUUGUUUGAAGGAGGGGAUGGGACACCUUCAAGUAGAGUCACAUGGAGUCAAGCUGGAAAACGGAGAGUCAGAGUUUCUUUUCCCCCUCUAUGCUGAAGAAAUCCACUCAAGAGAAGUAAGAAUAACAGAGAGACACUUUUAUGACUUGUUUUGACCACAGUCUAGUUUUUGUGCAUUACCUCUUUUCUGUCCUUAACCUCCAGUUCUAAAGCUCCUCCUUUCUCAUUAACUGGCCCAACACCCUCUUAAUGAUUUCAAUCAUCCUUGAACCAAGUUUUGCUAUGAUUAAGAUCUGCACAGAUUUAGUGUCCAGUUGUCAUUUAGAUCUAUUUUUUUAAAGGAAGUGAAAUAGUUUCUACUCAUGUCUUCUAAUAGGACACGACUAUAUCCUUCAACAAAUUGUUCCAUUGACUUUUUUUUUUAAAGAUCUCACACACAGAUGUGGCAGUGAUGAUCUAAAUGGUCACUGAACUGCAUCAAGCACAUACAGUUUAAGCCUCAGAGGAAAUAGUUGACUGCUACUAGCUGAAAGAUCCGCUGAUCUGAAGUUGUUGACAUGUGAUGGGUUGUAUUUCUACCCUGAUUUAUAGACACAAACAGAAUAAUUGUUAAAAUAGCAAUAUGUCACAUCCACUUAACACUAUUUAUGUUUCAGAAUAAUUUUGAUUUUUUUCAGACUGGACUGACAUUGCCGUGCAUAGUGUAACAUAGCUAACAUGUUUGCUUUUUAAAUAAUUUACUGUUUUUAAAUACUGACAAUGAUUUUUCAUUUUCACGGCACUGACAAAUGGAAUUCAUUUUUCAGGAUUCAAUACUUCUAGCAAACUCAUCAGAAAAUGUUUCCCUUUAUGCCCGCAAAGAAAAUGGUGACGUCACAGGGACGAUGAACAUCGGUAAGAGCAUAAGAGGCGAUACAUGUGCACCCAAAUAAUGUACUUCACAUCACAAAGUAUCCCAUGGUUGGAUUACGCUUGUCCUGUUGCAGCAAAUUUUUGGCUUCAAAUUCGUAUAAUGAUGGAAAGCAGAACCAAGUUGUCCAUAGUAUUUACAGUUGAUGGGGUAGACCCAUAGGGCAAAGGCCAUGCCACAUAAAUCACAAUGACUGGAAGAGUAAUAGCUUUUUUUUCUCACUUUUCCAAAAAGUGUUUUAUUUUUUCUUGUUUUUUGGCUGCAGGUAAAAAAGAGGCUCAUGGACACGCUGAAAACCUACUCAUCAACUCCCAUAAUGGCAACAUGCUGUUCACUGCAAGUGACGACCAGACUGUAAUUGGACCAGACAAGCUACGAGUCACAGGUAGAAAAAAAUCUACAACAAAACAUCUUUUAUAUUACUUUUUAUAUUACUAGUAAGCUAUCACCAUCUUUCCUGAGCUCCUCCGUCACAAACUGACCCAGCUCAUGGUGCCAGCUCCCAUCUGUCAGUGAUAACCAGGUUCCUGACAGGAGCUCUGGUUCCAGCAGGUGAGGCUUGGAAAUAUCAUACCCUGCUCCAGCCCAACAGCUACACCUCAGGGGGACCUGGCUGUCAAACUCCUGAAGUUUCAUCUGAGACUGUGAUAACUCUGCAUAUAGACAGCUCAGUUUCUGGUGCAUUCAGAACAAUCUGGAGUUGAACCCACCCAAGACUGUAGAGAUGACAGUGGACCGAACCCUUCUGCACUCUCCUCUACUGUUGGCUCAUUCCAGUUACUGGGAUAUACCCCAACUUAAGACUGGAGAACAAGCACUAUCAGCCAGGAGCAGCAUAUCAGAAACAAAGGGAUUCAAGGUGGACAAUGCCUGAAGCAUGAAGCACAUGCGCCCACAUGUAGCCCAAAGUGGGGCCCAAUGCAGAGUAAUCUGUUUCUUCUUCAGGCGAUGCCCAGCAAUUUAUGCACUUGUUGGUGCCAUAGUGUGGCAUGGGGUAAACUACCUCCGGUCACACCAGGCUACAGCUGAUUCUUUUAGACUCUGAUUUCAUGUUAUCUCUAGGGAGGUACAGUAUAUAACUGUGUAACUCUCUCUCCGUUAGGUCCUGAAGGUGCCUUGUUCCAGCAUUCAGUCGAGGUACCCCAGUUGAAAUCAGAACCUUCAAAAGACUUGAGGUUAGUGCUUCAGCUGUUUUUAAGGGGUGAUGCGGUGAUGGAUAAAUCCCUUGGAGAUUAUAAAGCUAUUCAUAAAAGUGUUUUGAUGAGCCUUAUUCUUGCAGGGGGGAAGAAUCCUUGAUACCUGCAGAAACAAAAUAAUUAAUGAGCAGGAUUUAUUCUCCCAUGUUAAACUGCAUUAUUACUGAGGUGUAUUUUAUGUAAUGGGCAAACAGGAUCUUGUUUUAUACACCCUUUAAAAGAUUUCAGACAAGAACUGUUGAUAGAGCAGUACAGCCUGUGUAACGCUGAUUUGAUUUGAUUUAGGUUGGAGUCCCCUACUCGCUCUCUCACUAUGGAUGCCCCAAAAGGAAUUCAUAUCAAAGCACUGACUGGAAACACUGAAGCUGCUUCCAACAUGGAUGUUAUUCUACAGUCUAGCAAAGGACUGGUGAGUAGUAAAACCAUGUUCCCUUCAUGAAUUCUGUAGUGUACAUUGGGCCUGUUUCCCCAAAUGAUUAUAGAGGGAAAACAUAAAGCUGCUCCCAAAGCAGAAAUAUAAUCUCUCACAGUAACACCUGGGAACUUUCAAUAAAAAAUUUAGUUACAGCUGGGAACUUAUCAUCAAAAGUGGCCCCUUCAGGUGCCCAAGUGUUACAAAGAGGCUUAGCUUGUCCUUUUUAAUGAGCUAUUGUUGUCCAGAUUUUUCAGAAAGCCAUAGGAUUGGACUGAUGGUUAUCAGUCUUACUUAAGCUCUACAGUUCUGCUUUAUCAAAAAUCAACAUGACUAUUUAUUGUCAAUAGGAGGCUGACGGGGAAAAAAAAACUCUUGCCUUUUUAGUUGAAAUUGUUUCUUUGCUUGUCCUUGUUUUUCCACAUCUUCUGCUGUACAGCUGGUGCUGGAUGCUGAGACUGUACGUAUGCCAAAUCUGCCACAAAGCCAAGGAGGGGUUUCUGGAAACACACUGGAUCUCUACGAGGUUUGUGUGUGUCUCAGUGGAAAAGUCUUCCUGUCCAAGGCCGGGGUCACCUCCACAUGCAGCGAGAACCAGGAAUGCUAGAAUGACUCUUUUCUUGAAAAGUAUUUAUGAGAUGUCAAAGAUUUUAUAAUAUAACCUUUUGUACAUAAGAUCUUGAGAUAUAUAGAAACACCUGUUGGCAUACAGUACAUACAACAGCAACUGCACAGACUUGUUAACAUCCAAGACCCCCUGACAAACUGGCAGUCAGUUUCAUAUUUAUUGAUAUCAGAACUGUGGACACACAAUAUCACAGUAAGGAGCUGUUAGCUUACAUCCUUAGCUGAAUUGUUGUAUAAUGGAAAGAAAUACUGACAAGGAUGAUAAGAAAAAGUGAUCAAAUGCUACAGAAAUGAUAAAUUUGGUUUACUUUCUCGGCACUGUCUACAAUCUGUCAUUAUGAAGACUUUUUUGUCUUUGUGUUGGGCAACAUUUUCCAUUGAAAAAUAGUUUUCAAUGGAAAAUGCACGUUGCAUGUUGGACAUACUGUUUUUGCCUCCAAAUUUUAUUACAUGAUGUAGAAGUUAAGGACAUUCUCAGUUCAUAAGAUAAAGUGUUUUGUUUUUUAAGCCUCUUGGCAAGCUGGAUUUUCUGCCAUUUCAGUUAACAAGUUAAAAAAUUCAAUAUUACGUGGUGCUGUAUUAUGUUUAUGAGUGGCAAAGUAUGCCAAGUUUGUGAGUAAUAUUUCUGAAUAAAGUUUGCUCUUCCUUCUAUCUUUAAAUUGCAUUUAUUCACAUAUUUUUAUACUUACCUUUUUGCUGGCUGAGCAAAAGCUGUAGAAGUGCAAAAGACAGUAAGGUCUAUGAACUAAACUUUGUCCCCCAGUUAAAACAUUUUCACCACUAUUGACAAUAUAAAGGUUUUAAAAGGAAUAUAUAUGUAUAUAUCAGUUCUGUCAAACAAUAAAAACUCUUAAUAUGA
Xyrichtys novacula (pearly razorfish) is the source of this 6871-nucleotide messenger RNA. NCBI's taxonomy places the organism in Eukaryota, Metazoa, Chordata, Actinopteri, Labriformes, Labridae. The record is from the annotation of a GenBank genome assembly.